Messenger RNA from Clupea harengus (Atlantic herring), 1300 nucleotides. RefSeq lists its product as uncharacterized. The coding region runs from base 230 to 1300 and encodes 356 amino acids. The record is from RefSeq and is a predicted model, not a curated record. The transcript has 3 exons. Gene Ontology annotation, molecular function: DNA helicase activity; ATP hydrolysis activity. Lineage: Eukaryota; Metazoa; Chordata; Actinopteri; Clupeiformes; Clupeidae. Gene Ontology annotation, biological process: DNA repair; telomere maintenance.
AUAAAGCAAAUUGCAUUAAUCGCUAACGCGAAUGGUGAAUAUGUAACCGGGUAGCUUUAGGACCCAGGAGUUUAUAGGCAGCCAAUGGUUGACGUGCUGUUAUGAAUGCUGCCUGACACGCGCGCGACAUGCACGAGACGGACAGACACAAUUUUAUUGAGACUAUUUUGUGGAUACGAGAGAAGAGGACGAUUUCUGGUGUGGAGAAGAUUUUCGUCUACAUUUGACCAUGCCACAAUCAAGCAAGAGAUCCAUGGCAGCCAAGAAAAGGAUAUCUGCUCCAGAAGACCAAGGAUCCACUGUUAAGAUGCCGAGGAAGAAGAACUGGUGGAAAGGGCGUGAUCACUUGGCUGCUGCUCCAAUAUGUAGCGCCUUGUCUGAUUUUUCUCUAUCCACUGAUCCCCACUCUACCCCUUGCGAUAUCCCAUCUUCCUCUUCAUCCCCCACCCCAAGCUUCACCUACUCUGAUUUUCCUCCUCUUCCGACCUCUCGGUCAUCUAUCUUUAGGCCCUGUGAGUCUCUUUCACAGUCUGUGCCUGUUGUGAGCUGUGAUAAUGUAUCGCAGUCUCUUUCAAGGACCAGUGGAGCAUCGUUCACACUGCCUCUGCAAUCUAUAAGGUGUGCAGCCAUUGGGGCAUACUGUUCUCACGGUGAAACUCUCAGUAACCAAGAAAAAAAAAUUGAUACAAAACUGGCAAACUUUGGUACAAAACUGGCAAACUUUGGUACAAAACUGUGCAACGCUGCAAACUUUGAAAUGAAACUUGAUACAACUCUUGCAAACCUUGAAACAUACACUAUUGUAAUACCUGAAGAAAAGAAAACUAUCAAAAGUCAUUCAACAAACUCUGAUGAAUACAUGAACAGUGGUGAGCUGUCCAACACUGUGCCUCCAAGCUGUCAUAACAGGUAUAUACAAGGAUCUUUUCAUCAAGGACAUGUGAUGUUUGAAGAUAAUGCAGGUGUACAAUGUGUGGCAAACAGUUUAACAGCAAUGUUGAUGAAUAAACUGAAAGAUGUGUGCACGUGGCAAAGUAGUGACCUUGAUAAUAUUCUUGUGAAUGGAAACAUGCUUUAUACGUCAGUAAAGAACUGCAAUCAGGGAAACCAUACUCAUCUUUUGGUAAGUGAUUUGCCAAAGUCUCAUGUGUUGCAUAAUGUUGAUUUUACAAUUAAUCUUGGACAAGCGUUUAGUGGCAUAGUAGGAGUACAUGAAUAUGAUUUAGAGUUGGCAGAUAUGGCAAUAAGCCUUUAUGAAGCACUGCAGAGAGUAUUACUAGGAGAUGAAGCUGUUUUUUGA